Molecule: messenger RNA, 2389 nt
Organism: Porites lobata
Lineage: Eukaryota; Metazoa; Cnidaria; Anthozoa; Scleractinia; Poritidae
Source: the annotation of a GenBank genome assembly
GUUUAAAGUAGAAACGCAGUGAACACUUUUGGUGAGAUACAAGCGAAAAUUUUUAGUUAAAGAUCCUUCAGGCCUGGCUAUGGUCAUUUGAGAGGCGAAGCAGAACUGAAGCGCAUUGCAUAGAGAACAGCUGCUUGCGUCGGAUUCGAUUUAAUCCAGCUCGGUAAAAGACUGCCAUUUUUGCGAACUUUCAUGGCCCCAUUAUAUAAAACGGCUUCUUCCACGAUGUUAUCUACCGAGGAAUCAGCUACAAGUGCAAGCUUGAAGGAACUGUGGCGUGUAGGAGACUUGAUAAACGGCGUCGCGUUCGCCAUUUUGAUUUUGUUUACCGCGUUCGGUAAUCUUUUGAUCAUCGCUGCUGUUGUCAAAAGCAAGAACCUACGCUUCCGGACUCAUUUCUACAUCGCAAGUCUUUCUUUGGCGAAUUUGCUUAUGGCUGGGGUAGUAAUGCCUCUUCGUGUAAUGAGUUUCUUGGACAAGAGUGCGUGGUUCGAGAACCCAAGGCUGUGCGAAACGUACGGAAGUUUCUUUGUACUCUUUUGUACAGUUACUGUUUAUACGCUGGCAGCCAUGAGCUUGGAUCGAUAUUUCUCGAUCGCGAGGUACAAGUGGUAUCAAAAAUUUCUCACCAACUGUCGCACUUUCGGCUUCAUAGUGCUUUGCUGGAGCACUGCGGUUCUUGUGUCGUUCCUGUUUGCCAACUUGGACAACGAUUUUCCAAAAUCCUUGGAUUGCAAGUUGAGCAAGACGUACACAACGGUUUACGUCUACGUUUUCGUGUCCAUCGAAGUCCUAACCCCGACAUUCCUCAUGCUAAUCUUGCAGUGGAAAGUCAUGAAAACUGCAGUGAGUCAUCUUCACACUAUUGAUGUCCACGGAAGACAAAUGAAGAAUUUGGAUUAUGCUGAUUUUCCCUCCGUCGCCAAAGAGUCAACUUGGUCGAAAAUCGUUGUACGAAUAACUUUGAGUUUUGUGAUCUUUUGGAUUCCGAGGUGCAUUUUCCUUCUUUUGGACAAUAGCAACACUGAAGGAAUUCAUGAAGUUGCUGAUGGUUUAACAGAAAUUAUGACCUAUUGUUUUCCUGCCUCAUUUGCCCUUCUUUUGGGUUACUGGAGCAAGGAAUUUAAAGAGGAGUUCACAGAUAUGUUAUGCCCCUAUUCUUGUUAUCAAAAGAAUAAGGACAUGAAAAAGUACCGUCUAAGAGAAGCAAGUAAAGUGAGUCCAUCUAUGAUGUACAGAAAACACUCAAAAAACUUUGCUGUUCAUUCUAAUUAACUUGAACAGAUGAUGGGCACUCGGUGCUAUUUUUGUAGAAAUGGGACUGAGUUAUCACUGGAAUGUUUAAUGUAAAGAUAGCUUAGAAGCCAAGACCUUGUUUGGAAACUUGAGACCUUUAGAGACCCUGUUAGGUUAAAAUUCCAAGAAGCGGCAUGGCCUUGAAACAGCGACAUAAGAUGAGAUGACAUAGUGACAAACAACAAUAAGAUGAGUUAAAAUUACCAACAGGGACAUGGCCUACUCCUAAAAACUGGAAAGAAACAUGUUGGAAAUUCAGACCAGGGACAUAUGUACCCCCUAGGAGGGUCUCAGGGAGUAAGUUCAAAAAAUUAAAGGUGGACUGAAACAAAAAUGGGACUGAGCUUCUCAUCACUGUUUCAGAAAUUUCAUGAUCUUAUCAUAAUUUACCAAGUCACCCACAAUUUGCAAACCUCUAUAAAGCCUAGUAUAUCAACCAAAUAUUUGCUAAGAAUCAGCCAGUGAAAAUGAAACAGUGACUGAAAGCCUUAGCUUUGAGCAAACCUUGAACACAUUGCGAAUGGGCUACUAGUCUUGUUUGAUUACAGGCAAAAGUGAUGGGCUGGGUCGCUUAGGGCCGUGCGUAAAUAAAUUCUAAAAAAGAAACCCGAAAACUGUCAGACUGGGCUUGAUAAAAUCCUGUAUUAUCUCUUAUUUGAGCCCCGUAUAUAUUGAGAUUGGUCUCCUAUCUCACCUUGAAACAGAGGUUAUGAUAUUUUGAGUCAAUUAUUGUUAAACCAACUAGGCAUAGUGAAUUUUUUCAGCAGUAGUACCAGCUUCCACUUUAAGAUGAGAAGUUAAUGUGAAUCACGUAGUAUUUUUACGCUAGACAUGUGCAUGAAGUUGAUUUGUUUGUUCUUUUUAUUCAUGGAUUUGUGUGGGUAAUACUUGUGAGGGAGUGUAGUGCUUUUUCUAUUAAGUGCUCAAAAAUAUUAUGGGCUAUUGCAGUGUCCAACUUUGAUUUACAAAUGUUAAUACAAGAGUUACUAAACUAUUAGCACAGUGUCAUUGAACAUUUUAAUAUAUUAUGAAUAGUUUUAUAGUAUUGUCAAUUUCAUUUUGACAUAUUCAAAAAUGUGAGGAGAGUAGUCAU